This is a messenger RNA of Octopus bimaculoides (California two-spot octopus), 4725 nucleotides long. RefSeq lists its product as uncharacterized. The record is from RefSeq and is a predicted model, not a curated record. NCBI's taxonomy places the organism in Eukaryota, Metazoa, Mollusca, Cephalopoda, Octopoda, Octopodidae. Gene Ontology annotation, biological process: regulation of gene expression. Gene Ontology annotation, cellular component: nucleus.
UUAAUUCAUUUCUCUUUGUCAUGGCGUUGGAUUAGCUUAAAAUUUAAAACAGUCGUAAUUUUAUUAUUAAGUAUUAGCACGUUAUCUACCAACUUCGCAAUCUUUAGCAUCCCCUCUCAAGAAACACUUUGUUAAUAUGUAGACACAUAUUUCAUACCGAAACAGCAAGUUAUAAGGUCACUGCCUCGUAGUGACAAGAUACGAAUCUACGGCUGAAGAAGUUAGUUAUCUACAUGAACAUUGGGUGCAGAACAAAGUUGAGGAAACAUUUUUUAAACUUCAUUCUAACACCGAGUUAUUUAUUUUAACAGUUUGGAGGGAAAUACGAUAAUCACUGUUUGCAUCUGAAAACGAAUAUUCAGAUAGCAUUAGCAUAAUGAAAUUUAAAAUGCAUCAAGAACAUUUAAGAACUUUUGAAGACUAAAGGAAGAUGUUAUAGAGAACUGAUAAAAGCUUGCUUAUAUAAAUCUUCAUUGAAUUGCUGUCUGAAGUUUGAAUGGAAUAGAUUUGUGCCAUUAAAUUAGAUUUGGACAAUUUUAUAAAGGUAUUUGCUGCAUCUUUGAACAUCAACAAAGAUCACUGUGGUUGGAAAUAUCGAAGGAGAUAUAUUUAUUAAGAACAAAAUAUUAAGACAAAAAAAAAAAAGGAAAAUUAUGUGGAAGAGAAGAAUUAUUAAGAAAAAUUCUAAGAAGCAGAUUAAAUAUAUAACAGUCUAAAACUAUGGAUUCUGCUGAUAAGAUGACACAUAAAGACAUAGGAAAAUUAUUACAGCCCUGUGGUGAUAAAUCAUUUUCCCAAAGAGUUAACUUCGCUGCUCACAAAGAUAUUAAUGUAAGCAAGACACUAUAUCACUGUGAUGUCCGUGAUGAAACAUUCUCUCAGACGGAUCAUUUGAUUAAUCACAAAGGUAUCCAGACAGGUGAUAAGCUAUAUCAUUGUAAUAUCUGUGAUAAAUCGUACUCUAAAAAAAGUACAUUAAAUAAACACAAGUAUAUUCAUACAAGAGAAAAACCGUAUCACUGUGAUGUUUGUGGUAAAUCAUUUUCUGAAGGCGGUAAUUUAAAUAAACAUAAAUACAUCCAUACAGGAGAGAAGCCUUAUCACUGUGAUAUAUGUGGCAAAUCGUUCUCGGAAAUGGGUAAUUUGACUAAGCACAAAUACAUUCAUACAGGAGAAAAACCCUAUCACUGUGAUAUCUGUGGAAAAUCAUUCUUUCAAAAAGUUCACUUAACUACUCACAAACGUAUACACACAGGAGAGAAACCAUACCACUGUGAGAUCUGUGGUAAAUCAUUCACUGAAGUGAGCACCUUAACUAGGCACAAGCGUAUUCAUACUGGAGAAAGACCAUAUCACUGUGAUAUCUGUGGUAAAUCAUUCUCUCAAACAAUUCAAUUAAUGAUACACAACAGAUGUAGUCAUGCUGGUGAGAAGUGCAAUCUUAAAAAAGAGAAGGCAUAUUGCUGUAAUAUCUGCAGUAAAUCUUUCUCGAUAAAAAGUAAUUUAACGGCUCACAAACGCAUUCAUACAGGAGAGAAACCAUACCAGUGUGAUAUCUGUGGUACAUCAUUAUCUCAAACAGGUCACUUAACUACUCACAAACACGCGCAUACAGGAGAGAAACGAUAUCAUUGUGAUACCUGUGGUAAAUCAUUCUCUGCAAAAAGUAAGUUAAAUGAACAUAGACAUAUCCAUACAGGAGAGAAACCAUAUCAUUGUGAUAUCUGUGGUAAAUCAUUCUCUCAAACAGGUCACUUAACUACUCACAAACACACACACACUGGAGAGAAACCAUAUCAUUGUGAUAUCUGUGGUAAAUCAUUUUCUCAAACAUCGCAUUUAACUAUUCAUAAACGUAUGCAUUCAGGUGAGAAACCUUAUCAGUGUGAUAUCUGUGGUAAAUCAUUCUUCCAAAAUAGUGAUGUAACUAAGCACAAAUACAUUCACACAGGAGAAAAACCAUAUCGAUGUAAUAUCUGUGGUGAAUCAUUCACUAGAUAUAGUACCUUAACUACUCACAAAUACAGUCAUACAGGAGAGAGACCUUAUCACUGUGAUAUCUGUGGUAAAUCAUUUUCUCAAAACAGUGCUUUGACUAAACACAAAUAUGUUCAUUCCAGAGAGAAACCAUAUCACUGUGAUAUCUGUGGGAAAUCAUUUUCUCAAAGUGGUGCUUUGUCUAAACACAAGCGUAUUCAUUCCAGAGACGAACCAUAUCACAUUAAUAUGUGUGGCAAAUCAUUCUCUGUAGCAAAUGACUCCUGUCUGUAUAAAGAUACACUUCCUGAAUUACUCCAAUCGGCAUUCCAGAAGCCUGAAGGAGUUGAGGUCCCAUAACAGGCCUGUGAAACUUGAAGUAGCAUGGGACCAAAUCAAACAGUUUUAAAUAAUACAUGUAAUUCCUACUGUGUUAAGUGCUUUUUUCUUUUGUUUGUCCACUCAAUCGCAUGUGUGUAAUAUGUAUGUAUAAAUAAUAUAUGAGUAUAUGCAUAUAUAUGUACAUACCUUCAUCUACAUGUAUAUAUAGAUGCAUAUCUGGGUACAUGACAUAGCAAAAAAAAACAUGGACAAAAUGAUAAACAAGGUACAGAAAACACAGAGGCUACCACCAUUAUAACACCUUCUUCAGCUGCCACCAUUAUAACACUGGCGUUUCGAAGAGUUAUAUAUAUAUAUAUAUGAUAAAAGGUAAAGCCCUCCUUCAGUCAUGACUGACCACGGGAUGCACCUAGAAAGUUCCCCUCUAGGCACAAGUCUGAGCAAGUUUAUUUGUGGAGGACCAGUAGUUGCCCAUGCAUACCAGUGUCCCCUCUCUACAUCACCAAUGUUAUCCAAGGGAAAAGCAAAGACUGAUUCAGCUUAGCACCAGUGAUGUUGCAGCUCAUUUCUACAGCUGAUUGAGCUGAAGCAACACGAAAUAGAGUCUUGCUCGUAUAUAUAUAUAUAUAUAUAUAUAUUAGGUUGUCAAGAAAGCUCUUGCAGUUUUUAACCUUUAAAUUCAGAUGCACAUAUCUCGGCUCAAGCAAAACUUUAUUAAUCGAAAUAAACACCAUCAGAAUCAACACACUUUUGCCAAUGCGAAACAAGUUUAUUUAUGCCAGUAGCAUAAAAAUCCUGUGUUCUGGUGGCGAUGAAGUCGUGUACCUGUGAAAGAAAGAAGAAAAGGAUUACAGUUGAAAAUCUAACUCACUUGAUUGCUAGAGGUUGAUUGGAAUGGCAUCUUGCAUACACAUCGAGAUUGUGUGAGACUUGGUAAUAGAAGAGGGUGUAAAAGCAUCGCAAACCUGCUUGUUUCCUUCCAACUAGCUGAAAGGUACUGACUUGAUUUCAAAAAAGCAACAGGGAUAACUGCUAAUGGGUUAAGCAUCGCCUGACUGGCCUUCGUGCGGGUGACACGUAAAAACACCCACUACACUCUCUGAGUGGUUGGCGUUAGGAAGGGCAACCAGCUGUAGAAACUCUCCCAGAUCAGAUUGGAGCCUGGUGUAGCCAUCCGGUUCACCAGUCCUCAGUCAAAUCGUCCAACCCAUGCUAGCAUGGAAAGCAGACGUUAAACGAUGAUGAUGAUCACUGAAAAUUCUCCAAGUCUGGUUUUGUAAAGGAUGCAAGAACUUUCCCCCCAUGCCCACACAUUGCACAGACAUUGGCAUGGCUCCAGUUAACUUAGGCAGAUGUGUAUGUUGCCUUCAUGUAGCUUUUUACACCUGUUUUUUGUUGUUUUUUUUCUGUGUCACCACCAUGAUUUGGACAAGUACACACUGCAUAUUUGCUACUGAAAUAUGUGUGAAACUGCAAAUAAAUAAAUGGACAGACAAACAAACCAACAGAGAGUAAAAGAUGUGUGAAUGCAUACAGAUGCAAAAGAAGCUGGAGAAAAUACAACUCAAAGACCAAAGAUAGAAUAUAAUAUAGUGUUUUAUUGAAGCUGAAAAAUUUUUACUCCAUGUUUCAUGUAACCAAUGAUCAGAAAGAAGCAAACUUCUGGAAAAACACAAUGUUUUAUAAAUGGCUAUAAAUGGUGCAGUGAUAAUAAUUAUUUGGUAAAUAAUCAGAUAAAGAGUUGAAGCUGAUUGAACAAGGAGUCAAAAGUAAUGGAAUAUGUUGGAUAAUACAAGUGACUGUUUAGAAAAAAUUUAUAAACAUUAAAAAUGAAUUUAAAAAAUUAACUCACAAUACAUUGGUUACUGGGAAAUGGUUCUGAUAAAAUUCUGUGCUGCAAUUUAAAUGCUGAAGUGAAUACAACAGCCCCCCGCAAGCCCUCAAAUGGCCUACAAACACCUUUCAUGCUGCAAUUGUAUAUAUUUAUUUAAGCAACAAAAUUUCCCUUAACAAAAUGAUUCUGCAUGCGUGUGUGUGCGUGUGAAUAAGGGGUCACAAAGCAGCCUUCGCAUAAUAACCAAAUCUCCUUCAAAUCUUUAUAGUAAGCCUAAUGAUUGAAAUAGAUUUCAAUAUCUUAAUUUUCUCAUUAAGAUCUUGCUUCUUUCAUGACCCAGUAGGUAAGGGUGAUCAGAAGUGGAAGCUUCAAGUUUCUGCCAGGAAUUACAAGGGACCUUAUUAAAUAUUUUUUUAAGUAACCAAUUUUCCCUCAACAAAAAGAUUGUGUGUGUCUAUGUGUGAAGAAGGGGCUACAAAGCAGCCUUGAUAUAGUAACCAAAUCCCCCUCAAAAUUUUUAUAGUAAACCCAAUAAUUGAAAUAAAUUUAAAUAUUGUAAUUAUCUCUUUAAA